This is a messenger RNA of Glossina fuscipes, 3564 nucleotides long. It is a transcript of the gene SrpRalpha, whose product is annotated as signal recognition particle receptor subunit alpha homolog. The transcript has 3 exons. Gene Ontology annotation, cellular component: signal recognition particle receptor complex; endoplasmic reticulum membrane. Gene Ontology annotation, molecular function: signal recognition particle binding; GTP binding; GTPase activity. Bases 96 to 1952 code for a protein of 618 amino acids. The record is from RefSeq and is a predicted model, not a curated record. Gene Ontology annotation, biological process: SRP-dependent cotranslational protein targeting to membrane. Lineage: Eukaryota; Metazoa; Arthropoda; Insecta; Diptera; Glossinidae.
GCAGUUUUUCUACGAAUUCAUGUUGGCACGUCUUGUGACGUGUACAGAUUUAUUUUGGUUUAUUUUUCCUCUUAUUUAUAAAUGUUAAUUUUAAAAUGUUGGAUUUUGCGGUGAUCUUUACGAAAGGAGGUAUAGUUUUGUGGAGUUUUAACUCUACGGGCGAAAAUGUAAACUCAUGCAUAAAUAAUUUGAUACGCAGCGUAAUCUUAGAGGAACGUAAUACAGAAUCUAAAUAUUAUGAAGAGGAUAAUUUGGCGAUACAGUUCAAAUUGGACAAUGAAUUUGAAUUAAUUUACGCUGCAGUCUUUCGAAAGGUUAUACAACUGCCUUACCUAAAUAUAUUACUUAGUAAUUUGCAAGCGGCAUUUAAAGAGAAAUUCGGCCAUAUUUUAGCGUCGUCUGAACGUCUUAGUGCAAAUUACGAGUUUGAAAAGGAUUACUUGGAAACAUUAAAAGCUGUCGAGAACACCGCCAAAUUAAGUAGCAAAGCACCAAAACAAAUGCGUUCUUUUAAUGAGUCUCUUAAAUCGAAAAAGACGGUAGCUUCAAUGAUUGAAAAUCCUAAUGAAUCUAAGAAACCGGAAAAUACCAAAAAGGUGAACAUUGUAGAAUGCCCUAAAGUUUCAACAAUGGAAAAAGUACUUAGCAGUGCAGAAAUAAUUGAGGAAAAUCGUCGAAAAUUAAGAGAAAAGUUUUCAGGUAAAAAGAGUCCUCCAGCCGAACAUAAAAAUUCUAAAGGUGAAAAGACUGGUAAAAAGCCUCGUGUUUGGGAUUACGGUGGCAAUUCCAAGGACGCGGCGUUCUUAGAUCGUUCUAAAGAUAAUCCGCACGAUGUCACAUUCAAAAAUUUGGAAAAUAAUAUUGUUGGCACAAUGCAAGGCAGUAUAAGAGAUUUGGAAGUAGAUAGUGAUGAAGAGCAUGAUAAUGUUAAUGGGCUGCAUCAUGACAUCGUCGUUCAUAAACCCCAUGUUUCACAAAACAAAGAGAAGUCUGGUAUUUUAUCUUAUUUCAAGGGUAUAGUUGGAAGUAAAACUUUAACUCGUAUCGAUUUACAACCGGCUUUGGAUAAAAUGCGAGAUCAUCUUAUCUCCAAAAAUGUUGCCACUGAUAUAUCAGGUAAACUAUGUGAUUCAGUCGCUUCCAGCUUAGAGGGAAAAUCUGUUGGUACAUUUGACUCAGUUGCUUCUUUGGUUAAAGAAGCGUUAACAAUGUCAUUGGUACGCAUUUUAUCACCAAAACGUCGCCUGGAUAUAAUACGUGACGCCAUGGAAGCUAAAUCUAAUAAUACGCCAUAUACCAUUAUAUUUUGCGGAGUUAACGGCGUAGGAAAAUCUACAAAUUUGGCGAAAAUAUGCUUUUGGUUGAUAGAAAACGAUUUUAGUGUCCUGAUAGCGGCCUGUGAUACAUUUCGUGCUGGUGCGGUUGAGCAACUGCGCACUCAUACUCGCCAUUUAAAUGCUCUGCAUCCUGCAGACCGGCACGACGGUCGCUCCAUGGUGCAAUUAUAUGAGAAGGGCUAUGGAAAAGAUGCGGCUGGCAUUGCGAUGGAAGCUAUCAAAUUUGCUCGCGACACACGAAUCGACGUAGUUCUCGUUGAUACAGCUGGUCGAAUGCAGGAUAACGAGCCUUUAAUGCGCUCUUUAGCUAAACUUAUUAAAGUAAACGAUCCUGAUUUGGUAUUAUUUGUAGGCGAGGCUCUAGUGGGUAAUGAAGCUGUAGAUCAAUUAGUAAAAUUCAAUCAAUCUUUAGCCGAUUAUUCAUCGGAUGGCAAUCCUCACAUUAUUGAUGGCAUAGUGCUGACAAAAUUCGAUACUAUCGAUGAUAAAGUGGGUGCUGCAAUAUCAAUGACUUACAUAACGGGGCAACCGAUCGUAUUUGUGGGUACUGGCCAAACGUACGCAGAUUUAAAGGCGAUUAAUGUGAAUGCUGUUGUGAAUUCACUUAUGAAAUGAAGUGAUUGAUUUAUUUUUGGUUUUUUGUUGUUGCUUUUCUUUCUUUUUUUUCCACUCCCAUAAAUCUCAGUGAAAGAUUUGUUUUGCAUAAAUUUUGUUUUUGUACAUUUAUUAUAUGUUUAAAAAAAUUUAGAACCUUCUAAAUAUAUGUUUUUGUAGAGAAAAUCAGAUUCGUUGCUUUUAAUUACAAUUAGAUAGAGAGAGGAAGAGAGAAAACAUCGUUUCUUCAAGUGACUGAGCAUGGAUAUAAAAAAAAAGAUAACAUGCGACACAUAAUUACAAUUUAAACUUUUUUACUAUUCAUUACCUAGAAGAUUAUUAAGACUUAAUUCUAAAUCUAUAUCAGUGACUGAAAUUUAUCAUUUUUUUUUUGUUUUUUUUUUUUUUUGUUUUUUAACUAUCAUAUCAUCCGGUACAUGAUUGGAAAACAUAAAUUUGAAAUGUAUUUAGGGGUACAAGUUUCGGUAAAUAGCGUACAAAUAGGGAUUUUGAAUCAUUUGCUAUUUUGUAAGCAAUGCGGCCUUUUUUCGAUGAAAUCAAAAAUCGAAAUUGCGGGUUGCGCCUUCAAAUUAUUUGAAGCAAUUAUGAUAUACUUCAGUUAAUUGCGAAUUCUGUGUUUUCAACACCAAUUCAUACCACAAGUAAAAAAUGUCAUUUAUUGUCUUUAGAUUGUCUUUAAAGGACUCACAGAUCGUAUACAGGAACAUUAAAAUCGAAAUCUGAUAAAUGCAGAAUUAUAGAUAGAUAUAUUGACUUUUUCUAUCUUUCGAAGUAAGUCAAUUAAAGGCAACCGCAAGAAUUUUGUUGUAAUUGCGUUAAACGUGACGGCAUAUACUUUAAUAACAUGACGUAAUCUAAUUCUAGAUUCAUUUUUAAGGUCUUCAGUUCAAUUGACUCGAGAAGAUAAAUAAUUCGAUAUGGCAGAAGUAAUUUAUCAAAGAUUUCAAACCGAUUUUCAAUUCGAUGCCUAUUAAAUAUUCACGAUUUUAAUUUUGAAUUCUGGUCUACAUUCGUUAUUUAAAUUUCAGUAACUCAAUUAUAUUAAAAAUUACUACAAAUAGAAGAAACGCUAUUUAAUUAUAUUCUAAGAGAAAUUUUUCUAUCUGUGAGAAAAUGAUGACAGGCAACGGAUGUAGUCAAUUUUUCGGAAAAAGUGAAGACAAUAAUAGAGCAGAGACCGGAAAUUGCAGUAAGCAAUUCUUUUUAUAUAUCAGCCGUUACCAGAAUGUUGGUAGAUUAUUGCAGUUUGCUGUGUUUUUAAUUCAAAGUUAUUUAAAUUAUUUAGCGAUUAAGGCUUGAUUUAUGGAAAUGUUCUAUUGUACAAGAUAAAUGUGUUUUUUUUUUAUUUAUUUUAAACUUUAUGAUUUUGAAAAUUCUGACAAAAAACAGAUGGACAUAAUCAAAUUAAGGCAAUAUUUAAUGCUAAUCAAGGGGGACGUUGAUAUCUAUGUCCAGAUUUUGAAAAGGGAACGAUAAGUUAGGAUACUUUCAUUCACUAACACUGAUUGCGUCUGCUUAAUACUAUCAGUCAUUUAUUAUUAUCAAAAGUUAUAGAUCUGAUAUUAUAACAAUAAGUGUUUGCAAUUAAAUUCGUACGCUUGCGUAACCCUAG